Phragmites australis (common reed) is the source of this 985-nucleotide messenger RNA. RefSeq lists its product as uncharacterized. The coding region runs from base 146 to 808 and encodes 220 amino acids. The record is from RefSeq and is a predicted model, not a curated record. Gene Ontology annotation, cellular component: nucleus; cytosol. Gene Ontology annotation, molecular function: protein-folding chaperone binding; Hsp90 protein binding. Gene Ontology annotation, biological process: protein folding; chaperone-mediated protein complex assembly. The transcript has 6 exons. Lineage: Eukaryota; Viridiplantae; Streptophyta; Magnoliopsida; Poales; Poaceae.
GCCCACGUCCUCCCCUCCAAUUCCCUACUUCACCUGCCCUACCCCUCUCUCGUCUGUCCCCUCCCAUCCCGAAAACCUCACAAAACCCUCGCUCCCCACCACCCGCCGCCACCGCCGCCUGCAGCAGUCGCGAAGAAACCACGAGAUGAGUCGUCACCCUGAAGUUAAGUGGGCUCAGAGGAUUGACAAGGUUUACAUCACUGUACAAUUACCUGAUGCGAAGGAUGCUAAGGUCAAUUUGGAACCAGAUGGUGUCUUUACAUUCUCCGGCACUGCUGGAACGGGUGGAAACUUGUAUGAAUUGAAACUAGAUCUGAAUGACAAAGUAAACGUUGAGGCUAGCAAAAUAAGUGUAGGGGUCAGGUCCAUAUUCUGUGUUGUAGAAAAAGCUGAGGCCAAAUGGUGGAAGAAGCUUGUUCGAGAUGAUCAAAAGGCACCUCACUUUGUGAAGGUUGAUUGGGACAAAUGGGUGGAUGAAGAUGAUGAUGGUGCUGAUGUCAACUUGGAUGGGAUGGACUUUUCGAAUUUUGGCGGCAUGGGUGGUAUGGGCGGCAUGGGCGGCAUGGGUGGCAUGGGUGGCAUGGGCGGCAUGGGUGGCAUGGGCGGCAUGGGUGAUUUGGGCGGCAUGGCUGGUUUGGGCGGUUUGGGUGGCAUGGGCGGCAUGGGUGGUAUGGGAAUGGAUGAGUUCGAGGAUGAGAGUGAUGAUGAAGAAGAAGUGUCGAAACCUCAAGCCACGGAGAAAAAUACUGAGGAAGCCGCGAAAACUGAGGCGGCGGAAUCAAAGACUGAGGCAGCUCAGAGCAGUUGAAGGCUUCCCACGUGAUCCCAGCUACAUCGUAUCAUGUUUUAUGAGUGUUGAAUCUGAGGACAACCUUUUACAUUGUAGCACUGGCUGGUCUCUGUGACUUGCCAUGAAACUAGCUUAACUGGGCAUCCCACUGUCGCUCAGCAUAUUAUGGAUUUUAUUGUUUCCAAUGUUCUGUGA